Messenger RNA from Sodiomyces alkalinus F11, 441 nucleotides. RefSeq lists its product as hypothetical. NCBI's taxonomy places the organism in Eukaryota, Fungi, Ascomycota, Sordariomycetes, Glomerellales, Plectosphaerellaceae. The coding region runs from base 1 to 441 and encodes 146 amino acids. The transcript is spliced from 4 exons. The record is from RefSeq and is a predicted model, not a curated record.
AUGGACGUCUCCCACACACUCUCUCGACGCUUCUUCUGGGCCGACAAUAUCUUGUGGAAGGAAGACAUCCAAGGCCAUCAUGCAACAGUGAUACUCGCGGCGAGAGAUCUCAUCGUUGAUACGGCGGCAGUUUCAGCAUACCUGACUGGUACGGAUGCAUUCUGUCUGCUUGUUCGAAUUAAUUUGCAGAUUGUCUUCGCUAUCAAAAGACAGUGGCAAAAACAUCUCUGCGUCAUGCGAGAGCAAGCCUUUUUGCUGCACGCUCGGCGCGAAUCUUCUCUUGCGUCUCUUUACUCCAGGCUGGACUGGUUCAGCGCCCGGGAGUGUAGACAAGGCGAUGGUUUUCAUGACGGCCAGCUUCUCCGGGCAGACGUCAUUGCCCGCGCAAUGAAGUCGCCCGUAAGGGCAGCCCAGUUUGAGAAGGGAGGCGACGAAGAGUGA